Messenger RNA from Prosopis cineraria, 1633 nucleotides. RefSeq lists its product as uncharacterized. The transcript has 4 exons. NCBI's taxonomy places the organism in Eukaryota, Viridiplantae, Streptophyta, Magnoliopsida, Fabales, Fabaceae. The coding region runs from base 71 to 1411 and encodes 446 amino acids. The record is from RefSeq and is a predicted model, not a curated record.
AAUUUCUCACAUUCUUAUUGCUAUUACAUUCAAUCUGUCCCCUGCGAUCUCCAAGUUUGGAUUUUGAAGCAUGGUUUACUCAUACACACCCACUUACUACUCAACCCUCCACGAUUCAAUCACCUCUUUGUGCAAAAACCUUCUUCCUUUCGGCUUCAAGAGGCGGCGUUUGCCGGCCUCCUCCUCCGAUUGCCGUCUGUCGAGGCUGCAAUCCGAUAAUCUUAAAUGGCAGCAAGACUCUUUCCACCAGAUGUUGAAUCUCAUGGGUCUUCACAGAGAAGGCAUCCUAGCUCAAAGUGAGGUGUCUGCAUUUUCAAAUCAUUUGCUUGAGACACUUAUUGCUUCUCAUCCUGAUCAAGACCAUCCCCUUAUACUCAGAGAUAAGCUGCUUUUCUUACAGGAACUGCUUUAUGCUAAAUGCAUAUCGGAAGAAGAUUAUUACGCUUCAAAGAGGCCAUUGACAGAGAGACUAUCAGUUCAAGGAGCUGAAAUAGAAGGAAGUGAUGUAAUCUCUGGAGGGUCAAGAGAUCCAAAAGAGAAAUGUUCAGAGCAAGAAUGGUCGGUCAUUGACUUGAAGGAUGAACAAUGCUUGAUGAACAAGGAGAAUUGUAAUUCCAAGAACAGGUCAAAGAUGAAAGGAGCUGCCUCUGUUUUUAGCUUUGGCUCUUCUCACAAACCCAGAAAGAACAAGACAGAAAAGAGCAUAUUUGAUUCACCAUCUUUGCAUUUGAAUUCAGCCCCACCAAAAUUCUCUUGCUCUGUCUUCAAAAAUGAAUUUGGGUAUUCCAAGGAGAACCCCUUCUGGAUUGGCGAGUCGAAGAGCCCUAAAAGUGGAGACAAGUCGAAGAGGAAGCCGUUUAGGAUUCUGUUUCGGCGGGAGCAUAGGGAGGGUCAUAGUGCUGAGGAAACACAGGAAAGAACAGACAGAUCAACUAAAAAGCAAGGGUUUAGGAAAUGGAAGAAUAAUGAUUCUGACGAUGAGACAGCUCCAUUGCCUCUGAAUGAGAGAUCCGACAGUGAUACCUAUUUAGCCUCUUCACAGCUUCUUGUUACAAGAUUGCCGGGGGAAGACCUUGACGCCAAGAUUAUCAACAAGACUCUGCAUUCUGAUAUUUUCAUUGAUAAGGUUUCUGGAGACAACAUCAAGAAGGAGCUGUCAAUAAUCCAAACAGAACACAGCGCCACAAACCCACAUCAGAAAUUCUCUAAUUUUACAAGGUGUGACGGGUGUGGAGAUGGUGUGUUGCAAUCCAAAAACACAGAAAAUAUGUACAACAACAAUACAACAGCAAAACACAAUUAUUCAUUGCAAUGGACAACGUUUGAAGAUGAUGAAAACCUCCACCCAAAUCUUUUUGUUCAUCAGGAUAAUUCAUUUCACAGAAGCAGCAUCAACCCAUUUUCUCAGUGAAAGGGAAGAGACGAGAGUUCAGGGAAAACGAAGGCAUGUAUUUGAUACAUGACCAAGGCAUUCAAGACAAGCAAAGUUCUUUAGAAAUGAAGGCUUUUGUAAUUACUUUGAUAUAUGUAUCUGAUAAUAUGUUGAGAUGCAAUAGCGCAUCAUCUGGUAAAACUAAAUUGAAUUGGGGUUGUGCCAAACACGUAUAAAUGUACAUGGCCUUUAUUUUGGAAA